CCUCGCAGGCGGGGCCGGAUCCCCGCUGCCCGCUCGGACCGACAUCGCGUUGAGCCUGCGCUCGCCCCUAAGUCCCCGCAGCCGUGCAGAUCGCCCCUCGCGCUGGCCCGCAGCUGUUGCAGAGACCUGACCGGAGCUGGAGCUGGAAAUCGGGGGACCCUGUGCCAAGCUGGGGCUGUGAUCUCAGCCAGGCGAUGAGGGUGUCCGCGAGUCAGUGUAGGACCGACUCUCACUGCAGUUUGGAAGAGAGGGGAUGCAGAGAGCGACCAAUGUCACGUACCAAGCCCACCAUGUCAGCAGGAACAAGAGAGGGCAAGUGGUGGGCACGAGGGGCGGCUUCCGCGGGUGCACAGUGUGGCUGACAGGCCUGUCUGGCGCAGGGAAGACCACGGUGAGCAUGGCCCUGGAGGAGCACCUGGUCUGCCAUGGCAUCCCGUGCUACACCCUGGACGGUGACAACAUUCGCCAGGGGCUCAACAAGAACCUGGGCUUCAGCCCUGAGGACCGGGAGGAGAACGUGCGGCGCAUCGCCGAGGUGGCCAAGCUGUUCGCAGACGCGGGCUUGGUCUGCAUCACCAGCUUCAUCUCGCCUUACACGCAGGACCGGAACAACGCCCGGCAGAUCCACGAGGGCGCCAGCUUGCCGUUCUUUGAAGUGUUUGUUGACGCCCCUUUGCAUGUUUGUGAACAGAGGGACGUCAAAGGGCUCUACAAGAAGGCACGAGCUGGAGAAAUUAAAGGUUUCACUGGGAUCGAUUCGGAGUAUGAGAAGCCGGAAGCCCCCGAGCUGGUGCUGAAGACAGACUCCUGUGACGUGAAUGACUGCGUCCAGCAAGUGGUGGAGCUGCUGCAGGAGCGGGACAUUGUUCCCGUGGACGCCUCUUACGAAGUGAAAGAACUUUAUGUGCCAGAAAACAAACUGCAUUUGGCAAAAACAGACGCGGAGUCAUUGCCAGUGCUGCAGAUUAAUAAGGUGGACAUGCAGUGGGUACAGGUGCUGGCUGAGGGCUGGGCCACCCCGCUGGGCGGCUUCAUGAGGGAGCGCGAGUACCUGCAGUGCCUUCACUUCGACUGUCUCCUGGACGGCGGUGUCAUUAACUUGUCAGUGCCUAUUGUCCUGACGGCCACUCAAGAGGACAAGGAGCGGCUGGAUGGCUGCACGGCGUUUGCGCUGAUGUACGAGGGCCGACGUGUGGCCAUUCUUCGCAACCCGGAGUUUUUUGAGCACCGGAAGGAGGAGCGCUGCGCCCGGCAGUGGGGCACCACAUGCAAGAGCCACCCCUACAUCAAGAUGGUUAUGGAACAGGGAGACUGGCUGAUCGGAGGGGAUCUGCAGGUCCUGGACCGCAUCUAUUGGAACGAUGGCCUUGAUCAGUACCGGCUCACUCCGACUGAACUCAAGCAGAAGUUUAAAGACAUGAAUGCUGACGCCGUCUUUGCGUUUCAGUUGCGCAACCCGGUGCACAAUGGCCACGCACUGCUGAUGCAGGACACGCACAGGCAGCUGCUGGAGCGCGGCUACCGGCGGCCCGUGCUCCUGCUGCACCCUCUUGGCGGCUGGACCAAGGACGACGACGUCCCCCUGAUGUGGCGCAUGAAGCAGCAUGCUGCGGUGCUGGAGGAGGGGAUCCUGAACCCUGAGUCCACCGUGGUGGCCAUUUUCCCCUCCCCCAUGAUGUACGCUGGACCCACUGAGGUCCAGUGGCACUGCAGAGCGCGGAUGGUGGCAGGGGCCAAUUUUUACAUUGUCGGCCGAGACCCAGCUGGCAUGCCUCAUCCAGAGACGGGGAAGGACCUCUAUGAGCCUACCCAUGGGGCCAAGGUGCUGACCAUGGCGCCCGGCCUCAUCACCUUGGAAAUUGUUCCCUUCCGCGUGGCGGCAUACAACAAGAGGAAGAAGCGGAUGGACUAUUAUGAUGCUGAACACCACGAGGACUUCGAGUUCAUCUCGGGCACACGCAUGCGCAAGCUGGCGCGCGAUGGCCAGCGGCCACCCGAGGGCUUCAUGGCGCCCUCGGCCUGGGCGGUGCUUUCCGAGUACUACCGCGUGCUGGAGAAGGCGUGAGCCGCCGGGAUGGAUGGAGCCGGAGGACCGAGCCGAGGACGAGGACGGACGGAGGGGACCCAGGGCGCUCGCCCUCUCAGCCCGCGCUGCCUUGGUCGGUCUCCCGUCGCUCGCUGCUUUUAAUGUCUCUUUUCCACUCGUUGUUUUCACUGUUCCUGCAGACGAUUUUACAGCCUUGUCUUUUUAGAUCGUGUUUAUGCUUCUGUCUCACAGUCCCUGCAAGCUGUUAGAUUAGUUGUAACCAGUAAUACACAGUCUUACUUUUUCCUCCCUUAAAAAAAGAAAAAAAAAAUUACUGAACGAUAAACAUGGCUAGACCUUGUCUUGGAAAUUUUGCAAGACAGCUGUAGCAGUGAGAUGUUUUUUCCUAUAUUGAACAUGUAAACCACUUCCUCUCUUCCUUCCAAUUUGCUAUUGAUCUUUCAGCUGUUAUAAUGUAAAACAUUCUUAGGACCUGGAUAAGCUCAGAACAGACUUCUUUAUUCAAUAAAAUUACAUUUUUUGGCUUAUU
Chinchilla lanigera (long-tailed chinchilla) is the source of this 2576-nucleotide messenger RNA. RefSeq names its product 3'-phosphoadenosine 5'-phosphosulfate synthase 1 (gene Papss1). The record is from RefSeq and is a predicted model, not a curated record. The transcript has 13 exons. Lineage: Eukaryota; Metazoa; Chordata; Mammalia; Rodentia; Chinchillidae. Bases 254 to 2065 code for a protein of 603 amino acids. Gene Ontology annotation, molecular function: sulfate adenylyltransferase (ATP) activity; adenylylsulfate kinase activity; ATP binding. Gene Ontology annotation, biological process: sulfate assimilation; 3'-phosphoadenosine 5'-phosphosulfate biosynthetic process.